Carica papaya (papaya) is the source of this 566-nucleotide messenger RNA. Its product is annotated as Gibberellin-regulated family protein. Lineage: Eukaryota; Viridiplantae; Streptophyta; Magnoliopsida; Brassicales; Caricaceae. The record is from RefSeq and is a predicted model, not a curated record.
AUAUAUAUAUAUGGUAUCACUACCAUAUCCUUAUUUCAGGCCUCUUUGGAGCGUAUAUCAUAAGGUCUCCAUAAUUGUCAGUAAAAACCUUAUCAUUCUACAGCCACCUACAGGAAGAUGAAGCUCACACUGGUUUUCCUCCUCUUCAUUCUCCUAUCUCAGGUUCUUGCAGAUGCAUCAUUCUUUGACAUUAAUAGUAUAGAUGAACACCGUGUGAUAGUUCAUCACAAAGGAAAAUAUCAUUUUGGAAAAAUCAAUUGCAGUCAUGAAUGCGUGAGGAGAUGCAAGGAGGCAUCGAGAAAGAAGGUGUGCCACAGAGCAUGCAAGAGUUGCUGCAGCAGAUGCCAUUGCGUCCCACCAGGCACCUACGGCAACAAGAAGGCCUGCCCUUGCUAUGCCUCCCUCCGAACCCACGGACACAAGCCCAAGUGUCCUUAAGUUUUAAUUAAUUCAAAUUAAUUAACCUCAUAUUCUAUGAUUGUAUUUCUAAUAAAGUUCUACCACAUAUCGUUAAAUAAUUCUGAGACCAAUAUUCCUUAUAUCUCAAAUUACCACAUAUUGUUAAA